Messenger RNA from Monopterus albus (swamp eel), 1506 nucleotides. Its product is annotated as hyaluronidase PH-20-like. Gene Ontology annotation, molecular function: hyalurononglucosaminidase activity. Gene Ontology annotation, cellular component: acrosomal vesicle. The transcript is spliced from 4 exons. The record is from RefSeq and is a predicted model, not a curated record. NCBI's taxonomy places the organism in Eukaryota, Metazoa, Chordata, Actinopteri, Synbranchiformes, Synbranchidae. Gene Ontology annotation, biological process: carbohydrate metabolic process; hyaluronan catabolic process. The coding region runs from base 35 to 1360 and encodes 441 amino acids.
UCAGUCCUCCACUGAAGACAGCAGCAGAGCUAUCAUGAUGGCCUCACCCUUUCUGUUCUAUGUCGCCCUCUGUAUCGCCACCGUGCUCACCCUGCCACCUACUGAGCCGCCGCUGAUCCAUGACCACCCCUUCGUGGCCAUAUGGAACGCCCCCACCGACCGCUGCCAACAGCUUCAUAUUCCGCUGGACACCGCAGCCUUCCAAGCAGUGACCACACCCAAAGCCACAUCCGGUCAGUUCCUCACCAUCUUCUACGAGGACCGCCUCGGUCUCUACCCUAAAGUCGACAUCAUCAAGCGCAAGCGCUACAAAGGUGGAGUGCCCCAAAAUGGCAACCUGACGGAACAUCUGGCCAAGGCCCAAAGUCAGAUUGAUCACUACAUCUCCCAGGAUUCCUCUCCUGGUCUGGCUGUCAUCGACUGGGAGUCCUGGCGCCCCUUGUGGGACCAGAACUGGGGAUCGAAACGUAUUUAUCAGAAACUGUCCAUCUCUCAUGCCCUAGAAAUAGCCCCAUUUUUAUCCUUUAAGCAAAUUUCCAAACUGGCAAGGAGCCAGUUCCAGAGUGCCAGCCGGCGCUUCAUGGAGAGAACCAUCAGCCUUGGUAUCGGUGAGCGCCCAAGCCGCCGCUGGGGCUUCUAUCUGUUCCCCGACUGCUACAACUACGGCUGGGACAAGCCCAGCUACACGGGUAAGUGCUCUGAGAAGAUCCAGAAGCAGAACAACCAGAUGCUGUGGCUGUGGGAGCACAGCACCGCCCUCUUCCCCUCUGUCUACCUUCACCUGACUCUGAGGAACUCCCCCCGUGCUGCACUUUAUGUCCGCAAUCGUAUCCAGGAAGCGCUGAGGGUGGCGGCACUACCUAAACGUCCAUACACGGUGCCAAUCUACGUCUACUCCAGACCACUGUACCGGGACCAGACGAGGCAGUUCCAGAGCCAGGCAGACCUGGUGAGCACUGUAGGAGAGUCUGCAGCUCUGGGAGCGUCAGGAGUCGUCAUGUGGGGAGGAACCAAAGACUACAACAACAAGGCUGCCUGUCAGGCUCUGUCCGAGUACCUGACGUCCACCUUCAACCCAUACAUCGCCAACGUGACGGCGGCCGCCAUGCUCUGCAGCGAGCUGUUGUGCCAGGGGAAAGGCCGCUGCGUCAGGAAGAACUAUGACUCUGCCAUCUACCUGCACCUGAACCCCACCUACUUCAGCAUCAUGCGGGCCAACCGGAAGUACGUAGCGGUCGGUCUUCCCACCGCCGCCGACAUCGACGCCUGGGCCCAAAACUUCACCUGUCAGUGCUACGCAGGACGGAGCUGUUCACCCAAACUGGUGCAUCCAACCAAGAUCAGAAGCAUCUGGGUUUAACCUGCGAGGACAGCGUUCCCAGCAGUGUGAGCCCGCAGCUGAUUAUGUGGUUAUUAAUGCAAUGAAACUAGGCUACUGCUGAUGAUCUGAUAACAUUAUGCCCUCCUUUACAAUACGUACAUCACAAAGCUUUAUUUUUAAAAAUA